Molecule: messenger RNA, 1473 nt
Organism: Cherax quadricarinatus
Lineage: Eukaryota; Metazoa; Arthropoda; Malacostraca; Decapoda; Parastacidae
Source: RefSeq, a predicted model, not a curated record
CCAGGCGCCCACAAGCAUACGGUUGCUACGUCACCACCACCUUCACUGUCACCGUGGACACGUAACACAACAUACACAUGCUGCGUGUCAACAUACAGCAGCAGCGGACAAGUGGUGUGACGCCAGAGUAGGGGACAGGACAAGAUGACAGACACAGCAAUGCAGGACGCUGGCUCGGAAGAGCAGACGGAGCAUGAGGACGCACCAGUCUCCAUCUCCACCCCUCAGGAUGCUGAUGAAGGAGAAGAAACGGUGACGGUGGAGGAGGUGGAGGCGCAGCUGCGAACGUCGCAGGCAGAGACUGCGGCCGCCAGGGAAGAGAUCAGAUCCUUGACGCAGCAGCUGGCCACAUCAGUGCCCAGGGCCCAGGCACUCAUGGCCCGCAAGGACCUCGAGCGACGCAUUGAUACCCUCACCAGGGAGAAUCAGGUGCUGACGGAGAGCGUGGAGAAGGAGCAGCGAGAGCGAGAGUGGCUGGAGGGGGAGCUGAGGGCCCAGUAUGAGGCAGCGGAGGGACUGGAGAAAGAGAUGACCAACCUGCAGACCUUCGUCAGGAACCUACACGCCCUCGUCGAGGAGAAGACUAACACACUGGACAUGCAGAAGGAGGAGCGGGAGAACAUGGCGCGACUCCUGGAGGAGGGGAAGGAGGAAGUGAUGCGACUGAAGAAGGAGGCGGAGGGGCGAGCCAGAGUCCUGGCCAGGGUGGAGGCCGCGUACAAAGAAACUCUCAACGUUGUCAAGUUAAAAGAGGAGGACAUAGUAAGGCUGCAGAAGGAAGCGUCGUCAGUGAGACGCCAGUACGAGCAGCUGGAGAAGACUGUACAUCGUCAGGACCAGCGUCGAGCAGACACAGAACUCCAGCUCAAGAACCUCCGUGGCCAGCUCAAGGUGGUGGAGAAGCAGGCGGUGACGGAGGAGAGGCAGAGGCAGAAGGUGACUACUCAAGCUGACAAGCUAAAGCGGGAGAGAGAUAUGUUGCACCGCACCUACGUCAAGACCCUUGGGACUGUACAAAAACACGCGGGGCUGGUGCACAUUAGGGAGGUUGAACGACAGAACGUUGAGAGGGAGCUUACCAAAGCACAUCGUGACCUCAUGAAGCAGGACGGCCUCAUCACUGCUCUGCAACACGCCAGAAACAGGCAGAUGGAGGAGACGGCGCGGGUGGAGGCGCAGGUGGUGGAGAUGGCUGCAGAGGUUGAGACGCAGGGCAGGGAGGUGCAGCGAGCCCUGCACACCCAGGUGGUCACCGAGGCUCACCUACAGCAGACAUCCACCCUCGCUGAUGCUCUCAAGACUGACAACGCCAGCCUCACUAGACAGCUCAGGAACAUCAAGAGCGAGAAAGAGGAGGUACUGGAGGAGUGCAGGAAGGCUGGUUACCUGGUGACCAAACUACAACGUAAUCUCGACACCCGGGACCAUGAUCUCCAGAAAAUUACAUCAGGUAGGUGUUAUAGUAUCAAAUAA